AUGGCUGCCUUCCUCAUGUCUUUCUUCAGCUUCUGCCUGCACGUCGCUUUGCCUGUGGCUGCGAUUGGCAUCCUUGCCGUCUCGGUCCUGCUGCUCUCCCUGACAAUCUCCCACCGAUCCCCUGUCCGUAAAUGCCGCCCCAAGGACGCCCAUGUCCACCUGCUCGUCGUCCUAGGCAGCGGCGGCCACACGGCGGAGAUGUUCUCCAUGCUUCGGCGGUGGACCCUCGAGCCCUCGCGAUACGCAUAUCGCACCUACGUCGUGAGCUCCGGGGACAACUUCAGCGCGCAAAAGGCCCGGGAGUUUGAAGCGAACCACAUGGCAGAGGGAGGCACUCCGAAGCACGCAUACACCAUCGUCACGGUUCCCCGCGCACGACGGGUCCACCAGUCUUACCUGACAGCUCCGUUUUCCACCCUGCACUGCUUCUGGGCCUGUCUGAUGGUACUGUGGGGGCAGUAUCCUGAGCAGCAACAUCUUCCAACCGAAUUCUCAUCCCCGUACCCGGACCUGAUUCUCACCAAUGGCCCCGCCACGGCAGUCUGCAUGAUCGUCGCGGCGAAGCUCCUCCGCUUCUUACACUGUUUCCUUCCAUUUCACAAGGCCUAUUCGGGAAUGCCGAAGCUUCGAACCGUAUUCAUUGAGUCCUGGGCUCGUGUGAGCACCCUGAGCAUGUCUGGGAAAUUGCUGCUCCCGCUUGCCGACACGUUCCUCGUCCAGUGGCCGAAACUGGGCGGGCGGCGCGCGUGGUGGGGGAUGAAGAGGACUCAAUAUGCGGGUACGCUCGUGGACUGA
Molecule: messenger RNA, 795 nt
Organism: Penicillium lagena
Lineage: Eukaryota; Fungi; Ascomycota; Eurotiomycetes; Eurotiales; Aspergillaceae
Product: glycosyltransferase family protein
Exons: 2
Coding region: 1-795 (264 amino acids)
Biological process (GO): dolichol-linked oligosaccharide biosynthetic process
Cellular component (GO): UDP-N-acetylglucosamine transferase complex
Source: RefSeq, a predicted model, not a curated record